Molecule: messenger RNA, 1270 nt
Organism: Penaeus vannamei (Pacific white shrimp)
Lineage: Eukaryota; Metazoa; Arthropoda; Malacostraca; Decapoda; Penaeidae
Gene: lwr
Product: ubiquitin conjugating enzyme lesswright
Biological process (GO): protein sumoylation
Cellular component (GO): nucleus
Molecular function (GO): SUMO conjugating enzyme activity
Source: RefSeq, a predicted model, not a curated record
CCCCCCCCUCGACGAGAAACCGCGGUGUCCGGCGAGACUCGACGAGAUUCCUUCUCGAUUCGUACCAUUUCUUGUAAAAACACUUUCCCGGUGUCGUUUUUGCCGCUUUUUCCCCUCUCCCGCCUCUUCCCUCGGCCGGUGAGUGUUGAAAUAGUUAUAAGAGGCAAGCAAUCGUCGCUGUUGGUGUAAGUGUGGGCGAGGAAGAGGAGAAAGACGGAGGGAAGUGCGUGUUUUGUCAGACUGGAUUUCCUCGCCGACAUAAAGCAUCAUACUGAUAAGCCAUAAUGUCUGGAAUUGCCAUUGCACGUCUAGCAGAGGAGAGAAAGGCAUGGAGGAAAGAUCAUCCAUUUGGUUUUAUUGCAAGACCGACAAAGAACCCUGAUGGCACUCUGAAUCUCAUGAACUGGGAGUGUGCCAUUCCAGGAAAGAAGGGGACUCCCUGGGAAAAUGGACUGUACAGGCUGAGAAUGAUCUUCAAGGACGACUACCCAUCAACCCCACCCAAGUGCAAGUUUGAACCUCCUCUGUUCCACCCCAAUGUUUACCCAUCAGGAACAGUGUGUUUGUCACUCCUGGAUGAAGAGAAGGACUGGCGACCUGCUAUUACCAUCAAGCAAAUCCUUUUGGGUAUUCAGGACUUGCUUAAUGACCCCAACAUCAAGGACCCUGCACAAGCUGAAGCCUACACUAUUUACUGUCAAAACCGUCUGGAAUAUGAGAAAAGAGUACGAGCCCAGGCCAAGGCAAUGUCUGCUCCCUUUGAGUAAAGAGAAUCGCAGCCAUCACAUUACAGGAAGCAUGGAGAGUUCUUGAGAUAGUUAUUAGUUAUUGAGAAGCAUUGCACUUCUGGUUUCUGUGCAUCUGCUGGUGGAAAGGUGCCUAGAAGUGGUAUUGCCAGCAGACACAUUCGGUUUGGGGGUUUCCAUGAAUGAACUUUUCUAGAGGGAUUGAGUACGCCUAUGCGAUGAUGAUUGCAGAAAGCGGCAUCUUUUUAUGUUUUUGAAAUACGUGGCGAGCAUCUCAUUCCAUUCUCUGUUUUAAGUGACUUGGCUCACUUUACUUUUUUUUUUUUAAUUUGAACCUUCUCAGUGAUCUAACAGUCGAGAAAAAGAUAUCCUCGGACAAGAGAAUAUAUCUACCCGGGAAGUGUUUAUUUUUAGGUAUACUGUAUAUUCCCCCCUCCCCCCUCCCUUAUGUACCUGUUCCUACAAAUAUAUUUCCUCCACUGAGUCAUUAAUGGAUAUUAAGUAAUAAACUAUUUUUACCAUUA